Messenger RNA from Antrostomus carolinensis (chuck-will's-widow), 1236 nucleotides. RefSeq names its product AUP1 lipid droplet regulating VLDL assembly factor (gene AUP1). Gene Ontology annotation, biological process: ERAD pathway. The transcript has 10 exons. Gene Ontology annotation, molecular function: ubiquitin binding. The record is from RefSeq and is a predicted model, not a curated record. Gene Ontology annotation, cellular component: endoplasmic reticulum membrane. NCBI's taxonomy places the organism in Eukaryota, Metazoa, Chordata, Aves, Caprimulgiformes, Caprimulgidae. The annotation marks the transcript as partial.
CCGCCCUCAGACCGUCUGCGCUGCUCUUUGGCCCGACAGGUUUCCGACCGAUGGGUUCCUGCUUCUGGCCUUGCUGCUGUACGCCCCCGUGGGGCUCUGCCUGCUCAUCCUGCGGCUCUUCAUCGGCGUCCACGUCUUCCUGGUCAGCUGCGCCCUGCCCGACAGCGUGCUGCGACGGUUUAUUGUACGUGUGAUGUGUUCGGUGCUGGGCUUGUUUGUGCGGCAAAGCGAUCCCCGGCUCCGCGACGCCAGCGUGAGGGUGUACAUCGCCAACCACGUGACACAGUUCGAUCACAACGUCAUCAACCUUCUGACCUCGUGUAACACGCCUGCGCUGAACGGUGCCCCUGGCUUCAUCUGCUGGUCACGGGGAUUCAUGGAGCUGGGAGUGACCGGGAGCCGAGCGGAGCUGGUGGAUUCCCUGAAGGUUUAUUCGUCCCACAGAGGAAACCCACCACUGCUGCUGUUCCCGGAGGAGGCUGCCACCAACGGCCGGGCCGGCCUGCUCCGCUUCAGCUCUUGGCCGUUCUCAAUCUUGGAUGUGGUUCAGCCAGUUGCCCUACAAGUUCAGAGGCCUUUGAUCACUGUGAGCGUGGCUGACUCCUCCUGGAUUACAGAGCUGCUCUGGACCUUCUUUGUUCCCUUCACAGUUUAUCAAGUAAGGUGGAUGCCGUCUGUCCCCAGACGAGCUGAAGAGCUGAGUGAGGAUUUUGCGCUGCGAGUUCAGGAGCUCUUGGCCAUGGAGCUGGGUGUGGUAUCCACACGGCUCACGGCGGCAGAUAAAACUGAGCACAUGAAGAGGCUGAGACACACGUCACAUCUCCCCUUUUCCCCAGCCUCAAGCCAGCCCCUGGCAGCCAGGCCCAGGACACCUUCCAGCCUGGCUGGUGUUGCUCCUGAGGACGUGCGGAUCACGGCGAUGGCUCAGCGGGUCAAGGAGGUGCUGCCUCAUGUGCCUCUGGAGGUCAUCAGGAUAGACCUGGCCCAAACCAACUGUGUGGACACCACCAUUGCCAACUUGCUGGAGGGCAGAGUACCCUUCUUCCCUGAAAGUAAGGAGGCUGGUACCGACCUGCCUGCCCCGUCUACCUCCCAGGCUGCAGCUGCUUCUGGCUUCCAGGGCUCCAUAGCUGUGCCUUCUUCCAAGCCAGCUACAAAGCAAUUUGCAAAGUCCCCCGUGGAGCGGCACCUGUCCUUGCAGGAGCGGAAACGAGCGUUGUACGACUAUGCCAGGAG